AUGAAUAUCGUAGAUAGAGUGAUUUCGAUCUCAUAUAGCUAGCUUUCCUUUCAAAGUGAAACGAUUUUCCUUUUACGUUGAGAUAUUUGAAUUGGAUUUUCUUUCACCACUACUAUCGUAACGCACAGAAAACACUGACGUUUCCGCUCGCUUUCAACCACUGCCACUUUACCUUAGCACUGUGACGCAGUCGGUCAAGUAUUGAGUUUCUGCUAGUAUAUCAAGGACUUAUGAGAACUGAAAAGAAAAAAACGAAAAAAGGAAUUCUCAUAGUUCAUUGAAUUAAGGGAGGGCCAUUCGUGGGGGGUUCGUGGAAGAGUUGGGUUCGAUUCCCUUUAUACGCGAUGUGGCGAAAAAGACUGAUUCAACGAAAUAUGCCAUGCCAGCAUUAAGAUUUAAAACGUGUCGUCUACUUCCAGGAAAUGUUCGGAACAGAGAACUUUCUCUAAUCCAACGCCGUAUUCUCCGAAGAUUGAGGAACAAGAGGAGAUCCAUUAAAAGAAAUCUUUCUCGGAGAGAAAAUCUAAACAGUAACAUCAAAUCACAAACUACACGAAAGUUGUCUCUUUAUUAUGGGGAUUUACCCAUAAGGGAGAUGCACAGAGGAAGAGAACGAACUUCAUAUAUCCCUUUUUUACUCAAUCAAGAAACAAGAUCAAACGUGAUUCCGGUUCGUCUCCAUUUUAGUGACACUCUUCCUCAAGCAAGGCAGCCGAUAAGUCAUCGAAGGGUUUGUUUGAAUAAUGGAUUGGUAACCAUUACUCAUUUGAAAGUUUCCCACGGUGAUCUAAUAUCUUUUAAAGAAAAUGACGCGAGAACCCGCGGUUUUGAAAUAAGGAGAUCUUUCUAUAUCGACAUAUCAGUUGGAAAAAUCAUAGGCAAAUUCCUAUCGGCCAUAUCGGUUGGAAAAAGAAGAGGCAAAUUCCUACCGGCCAGAAUCUGGAGAAGAACAAAAAAAGAAUGGUUCCGCUUACUCACAACUCAGAGGGGAUGCCGCUUACUACUCAAAUCCAAGGAAUUGCAAAAGUUGCGUUCUUAUAUGCAAGAAGAAGACUUUGAAAGAACAAAGAAGUUUGGAUCCGCAAAAGUAUGCUUAGGCAGUUCCUUCGCUGAGCACAACAGAAUGAAGAGGAAUUUGUUUCAUUUCAAAUACUUCUUCUUAUUGAAAAGAGGGAAGGAGAAAAACCGAAAUCUUCCUACUCGAACAAUAAGUCCUUUUGUAGAAAAGUCUUCUUUAUAUAGUAAUUCGACCUAUUGCUCCGGAUCCCCGUUUACUAGGAAGAUAAGAAUCAAAAGGAUCGAACUACCUACUCAUUAUUCGGAGGUGAAUCAUAGAACACUAAAAGCUGUGGUAUCUUAUGGACCUAACAUAGGUCACAUCCCUCACGACAUAAGAUUGAAAGAUCCAAACCUUCCUCUUCGGAGCGGAAACGGACGUGGCCAAAACAUAUAAAAAAAGAUCGGCCUAGUCGCUCAUAGGGACAUAUCUAUCCGGAUAGAGGAUAGUCUAGAUCAAUUUUGAGAAAAAUCUCUCUCUAUAUAGAUAGGUAUCUCUGUGGAUAGAGAUAAAGAUAGGGAUCCCUAUAAAUCGAAAUAUAUGGAAAAAGUGCACUUUUUGACUACUACUACUAUUUCUUAGACUUUUUCAAGGAAACAUCGUUUUUUCGAUUUUGACUGAAUUGGUCGGAGCGUAGACGAGCAAGCAGAGCCCAGGAAAGAGGUCAGAUCGUCAUAGAGCAGUCGAAUAUAAGUAUAAGACUGCUGGCCUGAGAGAAGGCAGUCUCUCUCGGGAAACAUGGCCCAAUUUCUCUUCUUUCUUUUCACACGGGCAACAAUUGGGAAUAAAACAGACCAUGAACAUGAGUUUAAAAUGUAAAAAAAAGGGAAGAGUGCAUUCUCCACUUUCUUAUCUCGAAAAUGCGUA
Molecule: messenger RNA, 1924 nt
Organism: Triticum aestivum (bread wheat)
Lineage: Eukaryota; Viridiplantae; Streptophyta; Magnoliopsida; Poales; Poaceae
Product: ribosomal protein S4, mitochondrial-like
Exons: 1
Coding region: 380-1453 (357 amino acids)
Biological process (GO): ribosomal small subunit biogenesis
Cellular component (GO): small ribosomal subunit
Molecular function (GO): rRNA binding; structural constituent of ribosome
Source: RefSeq, a predicted model, not a curated record